AUGAUUUCAAAUAUUUAUUCCGGAGGACCAAUUAGACGUCUUAACACUUCAUUUAGGUCUACAUGUAUACCUAGGAUAAGAAACUAUGGUACUCGGUCACAUUUUGAUUCACCCUUUGAUCAUUUACCUAAAAGAGGACCAAAACCUUGGAUAAGUUGGAGAUCCACCACCUUUUUCUUUAUCACUGGGGCAGCAUUGGCAUACAACGAGACUCUUUUUGAAUUUUAUGCCAAGGUCACGGAUACUAGUGAAGAUGAUGAUUUAUUACCAAUGCGAUUGACAUAUGAACUUAAAAAUUUACCGAUUUAUGAACGAUUGGCACACCCUAAACCAAAUGAGAAAUGGGUUCAAUUAAAGUCAUGGGAGAAUUUGGAUAGAAACAUUUUAGAAAAUCAAGAGUAUAAGACCAAGAAGGAGGAAGAAUACGGCAGAAAAUCCCUCACCACAACUACAUUGGCGCAAAAAGGGGGGUUUGCCAUAGAACCGGUUAUUUUCCAUAACACUGAUACCAAUGAAGGAGUAACUAUAUUGCAUGUAGGCUACAGAUUAUGUGGAUAUCCUUUCUUAGUUCAUGGAGGAAUUCUUGCCACAAUUCUCAAUGAAACAUUCAAGAGAAAUGCUUCACUUUCGAGCUCAACAACGUCUACCGUGAAGGGAGAUUUCAAGGUUGAAAAUUUAUCUAUAUCUUAUAAAUAUCCAAGUUUUGCCAAUCAAUUUUUGAUUAUCAAGACAAAGCCAGUUUUAGGUGAAGGUGAUGGCAACAAGCAAAUUAGUUUGGAAAGUGUAAUCGAGUCUCAAAAGGGAAAUACUUUGGUCAAAAGUCAAGCAGUCUUGAUUGACACAGGAAGAGAGCUGAAACGUUUGAAUGAAGGAAACAAGAGCUGGUGGAAGUUUUAA
This is a messenger RNA of [Candida] anglica, 897 nucleotides long. NCBI's taxonomy places the organism in Eukaryota, Fungi, Ascomycota, Pichiomycetes, Serinales, Debaryomycetaceae. The record is from the annotation of a GenBank genome assembly.